This is a messenger RNA of Marasmius oreades (fairy-ring Marasmius), 415 nucleotides long. RefSeq lists its product as uncharacterized. The record is from RefSeq and is a predicted model, not a curated record. Gene Ontology annotation, biological process: mitochondrial respiratory chain complex I assembly. The coding region runs from base 25 to 321 and encodes 98 amino acids. Lineage: Eukaryota; Fungi; Basidiomycota; Agaricomycetes; Agaricales; Marasmiaceae. The transcript is spliced from 5 exons.
GAAUUACUCUUUCCGACCACCACCAUGGCCUCUGGCUUCAACUGGAGUGGAGGACGCUCCCGGUGCUUUGCUUACUGGCAAGAAUUCCAAAAAUGUUACGUACAAGCAGAUUUUCCGACGGACUGUCGGCCGCAAGGGGAUGACUACCUUGAAUGUUUACACCGGGGUAAAGAGGUCGCACGCGCCAAAGCCAUUCAAGAUGAAUUCAUCCGUCAAGUAGAAGCCAAGGCAAAGGAAGGGCGCAAAACAGCAGACGUCGCGUCAGAAGGGGUGAUCGUUGGUGUAGGACUGAUACAGAGAGGGAAGGAGGACUCCAAGUGAAUUAGAGGUAUUAACAUAAUACAGGAUGCCCUAUCCAGCCCGGAGACUAUUCAGUCUGUUUAGUCUAUCAAAUACUUGCGUUUGAAGAACGACC